UGGAACAGGAUCACAAGCGUACACACACGGACGAGAAGCCAUACAAGUGCGACAUCUGCUCUGCAAAGUUCAGCAAGAGCGGGCACCUACAGAUUCACAAGCGGACACACAUGGGGGAGAAGCCAUACAAGUGCGAUGUCUGUCCUUCAGAGUUCAGCCAGAACUGGAAUCUGCAGGAUCAGAAGCGGACACGCACUUGCGAGACGCCAUACUGUAUGAUGUCAGUCUUGUAGAGUUUCUGGAGCUUGGACCUGUGGCUCACAAGCGGAGACACACUGGCGAGAAGCCAUACAAGUGCGGCAUCUGCUCUGCAAAGUUCAGCAAGAGCGGGCACCUACAGAUUCACAAGCGGACACACAUGGGGGAGAAGCCAUACAUGUGCGAUGUCUGUCCUUCAGAGUUCAGCCAGAGCUGGAAUCUGCAGGACCAGAAGCGGACAUGCACUUGCGAGAUGCCAUACAGUAUGAUGUCUAUCCUGUAGAGUUCAACUGGAGCGGGUGCCUACAGGAUCACAAGCGUACACACACGGGUGAGAAGCCAUACAAGUGCGACAUCUGCUCUGCAAAGUUCAGCAAGAGCGGGCACCUACAGAUUCACAAGCGGACACACAUGGGGGAGAAGCCAUACAAGUGUGAUGUCUAUCCGUCAGGGUUCAGCCAGAGCUGGAAUCUGCAGGAUCAGAAGCAGACACACACUUGCGAGAUGCCAUACAGUAUGAUGUCCAUCUUGUAGAGUUUCUGGAGCUUGGACCUGCGGCGUCACAAGCGGACACACACUGGCGAGAAGCCAUACAAGUGCGAUAUCUGUCCUGCUGAGUUUAGACAGAGCGGGCACCUAUAGAUUCACAAGCGGACACACAUGGGGGAGAAGCCAUACAAGUGCGAUGUCUGUCCUUCAGAGUUUAGCCAGAGCUGGAAUCUGCAGGACCAGAAGCAGACACACACUUGCGAGACGCCAUACAGCACGAUGUCUGUCUUGAUGACGCAUGCUUCGUGUGAAUGAACAUGAUAAUCAUGUAAAACUUUGCCUAGUGAUACAGUACCGCAGACAACCCGCUCGAUCUCUGUGCAUGAAGCGCUCAUGAAGGCGCUCGACCGCGAAUUUAGAGAUGCACGUGUCUAAUCUACAUGCAUGUCCUGUUAGCAUCGUUAGCAUCGUGUGUGACUUAGCAGAAAUUGAACAAAACCGAGGAGCAUGACAUAUCCCCUUUUUACUAUAUAACACCGCACACACAGGGCUUUAGUGCAAGAAAAAGCAGUUUUCACGAUUCGGACAAUCGUAUUGAUGCCAGGACGGGAGAAGUUACCUUUGUGCAGUGGAGCAGCUUACAUCGUGAUUAUCGUGCUGCCAAACUUGUGCAAUCGUGAAAAUAAUGUGCUGUAUGGCCAGCAAAAUAUGACUUAUCAGCAUAGUGCACACGUUUUUCUGAUUACAACGCUCUGUAGCAGUGCUGACACGGUCACUUGAGGUAGGAAUAACAUGUUUUUCGAAUGGAAGUCGAAGUUGAUUUCUGCAUCGUCGCAAAAUUUAAGUUACACCAUUUGUAUACAUGUGUAGAAUAGGGGACGGAUCUAGCUGUCCAUCCCAGUGACACACGUGCAUUUCCUGUUUCUUAUCCUCCUAUAGCGAGUCAAUAAAUUGCAAUACGGUCCUAAAUUUUCUGUAACGUGUACAUACUGGUAGAUAAAAUACUGAAAAGUAUGUAUGGUAGGUAAAAUACUAAAAAGGGGAUAAUCUGACUUAUCCCCUUAUUGCGUACAGAGGAGGUUCAAUUGAGGGCCCUGGCCUGUACUUUGCCAGGCCUAGGUCGUGUUCAAGCCUGUGUUAUGCCAGUGUUAGUUAGCCUCGGUACAAUUUCACAGUUUGGUAUUCUGCAGCAGGCUGUGCCGGGAAGUCCAUAAAUUUCCCGUGCUUGGGCCAGGCUCGAGCUGAGAAACUCUGGCUUGGACCGGGCCCGGGCAGGUUAAUCAAAGAAAGGUUGGGCUUGGGCUUUGAGUUAGUCAGGUUUGCAGGCAUGCAGCUGCUCAUCUUUCGGUAUUCCCAAUGGUGAGACCUUCGGCAUAACGGGAGUCCUUACGUAUCCCUUGUUGCAGCUGUGAGCAAGAUAAUACUAGUUCAAUCAGUGUUUCCUGGCUUUGCUCUUUAUAGAACACAGCAACCAUUCCUUUAAGUGAAAUUAAGAUAAUUAUGCGAACGUAGGGCCGGAGACAGCUAUGUACAACUUGGCACAGAACCCGGAGCGAUGCAAUCCUUCAGGUGAAAACUACAGCGGCGCCACCGCCGCAGGAUCGAUGGCUAUGAUGUGCAACACUAAAGAAGAACCUCGAGAAGACUCUUCGAAUGAACGUCCAAUCGUAGAAGUGAAGACAGAGCCUUACAAUGUAGCAGUAUUGGCGGAACAGGACCAGAUGGGACACAGUUGUCAUUCAACAUCAGAAGGAUUGAUGGCUGAGAUGUGUGACAUUAAAGAAAAACCUCGAGAAGACCCUUCAAAUGAACGUCCAAUCAUAGAAGUGAACACAGAGCCUUACAACGUUACAAUCUUAACGGAACAGGACCAGAUGGGACACAGCUAUGAGUCAACAUCGGUUGGGACAAGAGAAGGCACUGCUACGAUCUAUAUUAAAGACCAGUCCACAGGAACUUGUGAUCAAGCAUCUUCAAGUUACACCAUUUUAAAGUCGCACUUCAAUAUCACCACAAGAACAGUUGAACCGCAAUCCAACAACACUGAACUAGGCACUAUGGACCUAGUUCGCCUGCAGUUACCUGGGCACCGACUGUUGCACGUGCGGACACAUAAGAGAGAGAAGCCAUACAAGUGCGAUGUCUGCCCUGCAGAGUUCAGGCGGAACGGGCAUCUACAGGAUCACAAAAGGACACACGCGGGUGAGAAACCGUACAAGUGUGAUCUCUGUCCUGCACAGUUCACUCGGAGCAUCGACCUGAAGCGUCACAGGAGGACACACACCCACGAGAAGCCAUGUAAGUGUGAUCUCUGUCCUGCACAGUUCACUCGGAGCAUCGACCUGAAGCGUCACAGGAGGACACACACCCACGAGAAGCCAUGUAAGUGUGAUCUCUGUCCUGCACAGUUCAGUCAGAAAACGGGCCUGAAGCGUCACAAGAGGACACACACAGGCGAGAAGACAUACAAGUGCGAUGUCUGCCCUGCGGUGUUCAGCCGGAACGGGUAUCUACAGGAUCACAAGAAGACACACGUGGGUGAGAAACCGUACGAGUGUGAUCUCUGUCCUGCGGAGUUCCUUCACAGCAUAGACCUGCAGCGUCACAAGAGGACGCACACCGGCCAGAAGCCAUACAAGUGCGAUGUCUGCCCUGCGGGUUUCAGCCACAGCGGGCAUCUAAGAGUUCACAAGCGGACACACACAGGUGAGAAGCCAUACAAGUGUGAUCUCUGUCCUGCAGAGUUCACUCAGAAAACGGACCUGCAGCGUCACAAGAGGACGCACACCGGUGAGAAGCCAUACAAGUGUGAUGUCUGCCCUGCGGAGUUCAGCCGGAACGGGCGUCUACGGAAUCACAAACUGACACACACGGGUGAGAAACCAUACAAGUGUGACCUCUGUCCAGCACAGUUCAGUCAGAAAGUGGACCUGCAGCGUCACAAGAGGACGCAUGCCGACGAGAAGCCAUACAAGUGCGGGGUUCAGGCACAGCGGGCAUCUAAGAGUUCACAAGUGGACACACAAGGGUGAGAAGCCAUACAAGUGCGAUGUCUGCCUUGCGGGGUUCCGACACAGCGGGCAUCUACGAGUGCACAAGUGGACACACACGGGUGAGAAGCCAUACAAGUGUGAUCUCUGUCCUGCAGGGUUCAGCCGGAACGCACAUCUGCGGGAUCAGAAAAUGACACACACGGGUGAGAAACUGUACGAGUGUGAUCUCUGUCCUGCAGGGUUCAUUCGGAGUGUAUACCUCAAGCGUCACAGGAGGACGCACACCGAAGAGAAGCCAUACAAGUGUGACGUCUGCCCUGCAGAGUUCAUUCCGAAAACUGACAUGCAGCCUCACAAGAGGUAGCACACCGGCGAGAAGCCAUGCAAGUGUGAUAUCUGGCCUGCGGUGUUCAUCUAGAGAGGGCGUCUUCGAGGUAACGAGCAGACACACAUGGGCGAGAAGCCAUAAAAACACGACUUCUAUUCUGCAGAAUUGAGCCACAUCCCAUUGGGUGGUGAUGGAUGUGAAACGUCAGGAAACCCAGUGCCUGUGGAAUGACAUUUAUGGGGCGAUCACUGUGAGACAAUCGUGUGUGGUACUAGAGAUUAAAAGUGAUUGUGAUGUUUGUUACAUCAGAUAGCAUUAGCUUUAUUAAUGAAUAAAUGUUCACAUGACCGACACAUUUUAGGUACAUUGGAGGGACGCUGAUUACGUCUGUUAGAACCAGUCCCGGCUUCGGAGGAGGAGGGUUUCUUUUAGAAAGGGCGCUGGUGAUGCAACGUCCCUAUUACUUGAUGUUAAGUGGAUUCUCCUCGAAUCUGUGCAAUGAUUGUCCUUGCGUGUGUCAUGUGGUAAAGCUGUA
Molecule: messenger RNA, 4543 nt
Organism: Ornithodoros turicata
Lineage: Eukaryota; Metazoa; Arthropoda; Arachnida; Ixodida; Argasidae
Product: zinc finger protein 271-like
Exons: 4
Coding region: 2214-3719 (501 amino acids)
Biological process (GO): regulation of transcription by RNA polymerase II
Cellular component (GO): nucleus
Molecular function (GO): DNA-binding transcription factor activity, RNA polymerase II-specific; RNA polymerase II cis-regulatory region sequence-specific DNA binding
Source: RefSeq, a predicted model, not a curated record